Schistosoma turkestanicum is the source of this 2754-nucleotide messenger RNA. NCBI's taxonomy places the organism in Eukaryota, Metazoa, Platyhelminthes, Trematoda, Strigeidida, Schistosomatidae. The record is from the annotation of a GenBank genome assembly.
AUGGAACAGCUGUUUGGUGCUAAGUCUGUAACUCUUUUUGUGAUUAGUUCUCAGGAUAUUAGAUCAAUACUGUUAAAGCUUGUUGAACAACUACAACGUUAUGAAGAUGAAAGAAAUUUCUUUUCUGCUGGUGGUGAACCUGUUGUAUCGUUUGGAGAUGAGUUUAAUAGUUCAAAACAUACACUGGAAGAAAUAAUUAUUAUGCAACCAGAACGGAAUUGUUUCAAUCAAUCACAAAUGUCGUAUGAAAAAUCCUCUCCAUCCUCAUCAUCAUCAUUAUUAAUUCAUAAAUCAUCAUCGUCAUCAUCAGCGGUGCAUUGUAACACUGAAACUAUUCAUUGUAAUAAGAACAAAUUGACAGGCACAACAUCGUCGAUGUCUGCGUGUUCUCAUUCAAAUCAAGCGAAUCAUCACAACAAUUCAAAUCAUCCGACACCAAAGCGGGAAUUGAAUAGUUCUACUACUGCUACUACUACUACUACUACCGCUGAUGCUACUGCUGCCGGUCCUUCAUUUCUGCAUGCAUAUUUAAUGAAAACAAGAGAAGAUGAAACAAAUCCAACUAAAACUCUACGUGUAUCAACUCGUUCAACAACCAUAUCACAAAAUCAAUCAAACCCUAUAGCCAAUACAAUUUUAUCUCCUUUAGAUGAACAAGAUGAUGUUGAUGAUCAAGAUGAUUCAUCCGAAGAAUCUGAAUGGUCAGCUCAUAUUGAUGUAGAUAUUGGUUGGUGGAGUCGACAACGUCGUCGACGAACUCGACGUCAAGGCAAUACAAAUGAUACAACAGUAACAGGAUUGCAUGAUACAGAACAAUUGAAUUCUUCAAAUCCUAUGGAUGAGACAACAAUGGAUCUUGAUAUUGAUGAAACAAUGGACGAGUUAAGAUUAAUUUAUGAAAAUGGUGAAGCAUCUCUUUCUUCUGGUCAUACAGAUACAAAUCCGAAUGGAUCAAUGACUGAAGGUGGUACUAGUAGUAUCAGACGAUCAUUACGUCAACAACGUCGUCUUUUAAUGAAACGUAGACUUAUGCGUGAAGCGAAAAAAGCCGAGGCAAGAGCUGCACGUGAAGAAAUCGAAAAGAAAUGCUCUGUUGCUCGACGAUCUCGACGCUUUCUCAAUCUAACAGAAGAUGAAGAUUCUACUAGUCGUGACACAUGUAUACCAGAAUCUUCUAGUCAUGGUCAGUCUGUAGAAACAAUUACACCAGGUCAUAUUGAUACACUGUCUAGAAGAGAACGUCUCAAGCGACGUUUAAUUCGUAGCCUUGAUUAUGCUGUAAUGUCUAUUACUACUACUACUACUACUGGUGGUAUUCGGACUUGCAGUAAACUACCCCUAACUCGAAUCCCAUUAGAUUGUUAUUUGUCACCUGAUUGUGAAGGUCCAGACGAAGAAUUAAAUCAGAAUCAUUUCAUUCUAUCCAAUAUUAAUGUACAUCGUUGGGAUGGUCCAUAUUUUGAUUGGUUAUCUACUGUUCGACCAGUAGCUUCACCUUAUCUCCCUCAAACCGGUGAUCGUAUUGUCUAUUUAUAUCGUGGUCAUCAAGAUUAUUUAUCUCAAGCAUGGGAUGGUGGUCAUGUUCCGUUAAUGGAUAGUUUAGAUCAACAAAAAACAAACUGUUCACCUUCUCCUCCUCCUACUCAUUUACCUUGGACUAUUUGGCCUGAUUUACCAGAAUUUUUAUGUUGUACAGUACAAAAACUUACUUAUCAUAUUGUACGUAUCACUGGUAACAACUAUUCAUCAACCUGCUACUCCACCUCCACCUCGUCUUCAUCAACAUCAUCAUCCGUUGUACAUUCAAAGAAAAACACUAGAAAAUCAUCAUCAAACACAACGAAACUUUUAAAACAAUCGAAACAGCUGAUUAAUUUGAAAGAUUUAAAAGAUCAGAAAUUCACAACCGCCAACAACACUACAACCACUGCCACUACCUCAUCAUCCGUAUUCAAUAAUGAAUGUCCUGUUGCAUCAUCGACUAGUCUCAACGGUGCUGGUCCUGCUUCUGGCACCAGUGGUGGUGGUGGUGGCAAUAUCUGUUCCUCCUCCUCCUGUUCAUUAUCAUCAGCAACAACAACAUCGACAACAUCAUUCGAUGAUGGAGAUAGUUUUGUUCGAUUGAUUACAUUAGAAUUACAGAUUGAUACAGAACAACCUUAUACAAAAUUAACUUAUACUAAAUGUUGUCAUACAGAACAACAUGAUACUACUACUACUACUCACACUACUACUACUACUACUACUAAACAUCAAGACGACAAAUCAAAACAACAACGUCCAAAUAUUAUUCAUGUUACUUAUCAUGAUGUUGAUGGUAUAUUGGAAUUUAUUAUACUUCGACGAAUAUUUGAUGCAUCAUUAAAGCAUAAAUGGAAUUCAGGUGACUUGUUUAUCUGCCCUGUUGGUGAUAAUUCAUGGUGGCGUGGUGUGGUUGUUCGUAGCCUUUCAAAUAAUAAUAAUAACAAUAUAUCAAUAUUACAACCUAGUACUUCAACACCCGUUGAACAUUCAUUAAACACUACUUAUUUAGUACGUUGGUUAGAUGACAAUGAAUCAUUCCCAUGUCAUAAUGACAGUACUAGUUAUUGUACCAAUAGUAAUGACACAACGGAUUACAACAACAACUACUACUACACUACUGAAUUGUUAGAUAAAUUACCGGAGAAUAUGGAUUAUGUGAAUUCAUGGGAUAUGUUUAAAUGGUGUGCUGAAUCGACUAAUCGUGAUAAUGAUGAUGGUGAUGGAGGUUAG